Messenger RNA from Aspergillus ibericus CBS 121593, 1497 nucleotides. Its product is annotated as neutral amino acid permease. NCBI's taxonomy places the organism in Eukaryota, Fungi, Ascomycota, Eurotiomycetes, Eurotiales, Aspergillaceae. Gene Ontology annotation, biological process: amino acid transmembrane transport. The record is from RefSeq and is a predicted model, not a curated record. The transcript is spliced from 8 exons. Gene Ontology annotation, molecular function: amino acid transmembrane transporter activity. Gene Ontology annotation, cellular component: vacuolar membrane. Bases 88 to 1476 code for a protein of 462 amino acids.
GGGCCUUGCUCGCUUCCCAUUGCACGAGCUUGGGUACGACUUCAGCACUCCCUUCUACCAUCUGGAUUAACCGGAUACCUCGCCAUCAUGAGAUCUCCCGAGGUCCAUUCGGCGCCUCCCACUGCUGUCGACCUGGAGGUUUUGCAAGGGAAAGAAGGGGUUGCCGAACACAGCUCGCUGGCGGAUGAGAAAAAAGACCUCGGUUGUCCGACCCAGCAGGACCCUUUUGGAGAUGAAGAGUUCGCAGAGGUCAAAUACAAGGUCCUCAAGUGGUGGCAGUGCGGCCUCCUCAUGGUGGCCGAGACGGUGUCGUUGGGCGUGUUGUCCCUGCCCGCUGCUGUCGCCGGCUUGGGUCUAGUCCCCUCGGUGGUCAUCCUGGUGUCCCUAGGCGGCCUAGCCACCUACACCGGCUAUGUGAUCGGUCAGUUCAAGUGGAGGUAUCCGCAGGUCUGCAACAUGGCCGAUGCCGGGGAGGUGCUUGCCGGUCGGUUUGGCCGCGAGCUGUUGGGGGCGGGCCAGAUCGUGUUCCUCGUCUUCAUCAUGGCCAGCCAUUUGCUGACCUUUACGAUUGCCAUGAACGACAUCACGAACCAUGGGACGUGCUCCAUCGUUUUUGGGAUUGUGGGAUUGAUCGUGUCUUAUGGGUGUACCCUGCCGCGCACUCUGGCCAAGAUGUCCUGGCUCUCGCUGGUUUCAUUCAUCAGCAUCUUGUCCGCCGUGAUCGUCACCAUGAUUGGUGUGGGCAUUACCCACCCGGGAGAGGUGGUUCAAGCGACUGUUAACACGAAUCUGUAUCACGGAUUCACUGCUGUGGCUAAUAUUGUCUUUGCAUUUUCUGGACACGCGGCGUUCUUUGGCCUGGCAGCCGAGUUGAAGAAUCCCGUCGACUUUCCUAAGGCUUUGGUGCUGCUUCAGAGUAUCGAUAUUACUCUUUACAUUGUUGCAGCCAUCGUGAUCUACUGCUACGGAGGCUCUACCGUUACUUCUCCUGCGCUGGGUUCUGCCAGCCCAGUUGUGUCCAAGGUCGCCUACGGCAUUGCCCUUCCAACGAUCAUCAUCGCUGGGGUCAUCAACGGACAUGUGGCCUCAAAAGCAGUCUAUGUUCGCAUUUUCCGCGGCACCGACCACAUGCACAAGCGCAGCUGGGUGGCUGUUGGCUCCUGGGCCGGGAUUGCUCUGGGACUGUGGGUAGUGGCCUGGAUUAUUGCGGAAGCCAUUCCAGUAUUCACCAGCUUGUUGAGCUUGGUUACUGCCCUCUUCGCCAGUUGGUUCACAUACGGCCUCAGCGGGAUAUUCUGGUUCUUCAUGAACCGGGGGCGCUGGUUUGCGUCUCCAGGAAAGAUUGCCCUGACGACGGUGAACUUGGUAGCGAUUGGAGUCGGUGGUUGUCUGUGCGGUCUCGGGCUCUACGUCUCCGGCAAAGCCAUCCACGACAACCCCAGCGAUGCCAGUUUCUCCUGUGUAAAUAAUGCUUGACGCUUUUUCUUCUUUUCUUCC